This is a messenger RNA of Phytophthora infestans T30-4, 1503 nucleotides long. RefSeq names its product 5'-nucleotidase domain-containing protein, putative. The transcript has 12 exons. The record is from RefSeq and is a predicted model, not a curated record. Lineage: Eukaryota; Oomycota; Peronosporomycetes; Peronosporales; Peronosporaceae. Gene Ontology annotation, molecular function: 5'-nucleotidase activity. Bases 1 to 1503 code for a protein of 500 amino acids.
AUGGCCUUAGUGCGAGCGUCCUCCAAGCUGCUGUUGACGUCGCGCAUAUCGCCCUCGGCGCGGCGGCUUUCGGCGCUAUCAUUCGUGCCGCAGCUGCGAGCAUCGAUCCCUCCGUCGCUACCUACCAUUCACGAUUUGGUCGAGCGCUACGAGCGCGGCGUGCAAACUUUCAAACCAAAUGAAAGCAUUCAAUCCGACGUAGUCUUUGCGAACAACCACCUUCGAUUGUCUGGCAUCGACGUCGUCGGUUUCGACUAUGACUACACGCUGUGCCACUACUCGGAGGAACUGCAGCAUCUCAUCUACGCAAUGGCGAGAGACUACAUGUACGACCCAAGCUUUGCCAUUCGAGGUCUGACGAUCGACAAGCAAAAGGGUCUUCUGUGCAAGAUCAGCUCGCACCAGAAACUGUCAAACACGGCGGUAUUCCGGGGACGCCAUCGACUCUCGCGGGACGAAGUUAUGGAGUUAUAUGGAGGCUCUAGACAUAUUUCUGUGCGCGAUCGUGACUACAACAUGGAGCCGUUGAACGAUCUCUUCAGUGUGGCGCACGCAUGUCUGUUUGCCGACGUGGUGCAGUACAUGAUUGAUCGCGACAUCGAGUACGAACCGAUCGCAUUGGUUGAAGACGUUAACCAGGCCAUCACGAACGUCCAUCUGAGCGGUGAGAUGCACAAGGAGGUAGCACGCGAUCUAUCGAAAUACAUUGAACCCAACCCGGCCUUGAGACCGCUUCUGGAACGCAUUCGGAACUCUGGCAAGAAGAGUUUUUUGUGUACAAACAGCUCGUUUCCAUACAUCAAUGCUGGUCUAAAGUAUAUGCUGGGGGACGACUGGCGAGAGCUAUUCGAUGUGGUCAUUGUCAGCGCACGGAAGCCUAAAUUUUACACGCGCCAGCGCUCCUUCCGAAUGCUCGACAUCGGACACAAACAAGUCCAGUGGCAAGCUGUGCGAGCACUGCACCGCGGAGAGGUUUACACGCAAGGAAGCGUCUACCAACUAUCGAAACUUACCGGUUGGGUGGGCAGCCGUGUGCUUUACAUCGGCGAUAACUUGUUUUCAGAUUUGGUUGAGCCCUCGCGUGCAAAUGGCUGGCGAACGGGUGCGAUUAUCCGUGAGCUGGAAGAUGAGAUGAAUGUGCACCGGACGCCUGAAUACCAGCGACUUGCAUUUCAGAUCAGCAAAAUCGAAGAGUUAAUGCGCAGCAUCCAGAACGACUUGCGCUCGGAGCCAGUUCCUCAGAACCACGCGUUUGUGGAUCAACUGGUUAAUGUUCACGAGGCGCUUCAGACGGAGAUGGAGAAUCUGGUCAACGUCAACUUCGGAUCGGUUUUCCGAGCUGACACGUACCCAUCGCAGUUCGCCUUCCUUGUACAGCGCUAUGUCGAUAUCUAUUCAGCACGCUUAGAGAACCUGUUGGAGUAUCCCUCCAACCAUACGUUCUACCCUGAGCGCAUUGCCAUGCCACAUGAGUACCCCGCCGAGGCGUCGCGGUACGACUAA